AUGCUGCCAAGUUUUGCCAUGAGAACAAAGCUGCUUCUCCUGCUGUUGCUGCUGCUGCUGCUGCCCAGCAAAGCCAGUGGGAGAAAAUGUCCCCUCGAUUUCACCAAGGAUCGGGAUGGGGUGUACAAUUAUUACCACCCAGGCCAUCUCUUCCUUGGUGGGAUUGUCCCUCUAAGAGCAGGUCUGAUUUGGCCAGACACCUUCCAGGAGCCUCUCUUUAACCAACUGGCUUGGAAAGGCGACAAUUCAUACUGGUUCCUUCUGUCCUUUCUUUUUGCCAUUCAAGAGAUCAACCGGAAUCCCUGGGUUUUGCCCAAUGUCACCCUGGGUUAUGACAUCUAUGAGAACUAUUAUGACGCACGAAUGACCUCUGAUGCCCUGGCAGACUUGCUCUCCACCGGAGAGGCAAAUGUUCCAAACUACAGGUGUGGGAGAGAAAAGAGGUUGCUGGCUGUGAUUGAAGGGGCUGAGUCUGACAUUUCUGAGCAGAUUUCCACCUUGUCCAGCCUCUACAAAAUGCCACAGGUCAGUUACGGUUUUGUGUCUGAGACUCUGAAUGAUAAGACUCGGUUCCCCUUCAUCUACCGGUUGGUCCCCAAAGAAGAUUACUUGUAUUGGGGCAUUGCCAAAUUGCUCCACCAUUUUGGGUGGAACUGGGUCGGUCUCCUUGCACCAGACACUGAAAACGGAGAAAGAUUCCUACAGACUUUGAACCCCAUAUUAACCAGGAGCACAAUUUGCGUGGCCUUCUCCGUGAGCAUCCCAACGUUGCCCUGGAAAAUGGGACUGCCGUCCAAGGAACCAUCUACCAUGUGGAAUCACGUCAGUGUUUUCAUUUACUAUGGGGAAUCUUGCUACUUCUACAGUUCAAUAAUCGUGUUGCAACAUUAUACUGAAACUCAUGUGAGGUCCCUUGUGGGGAAAAUUUGGGUGAGCACAGCAAUGUGGGACCUCACCCUGAACUUAUCCUACAAAAUCCUGUCUCCCCAGCAUCUCCAGGGACGGAUGAGGUGCCGGGAGAAAGAGGAUCUGGAGACCCUGCCAGAAGAGGUGCUGGAAAAAACCCUCUCUCUGGACAGCUAUGGUAUUUACAACCUUGCCUGGGCAGUUGCUCGGGCUUCACACGCUGCCUACUUAUCCAGGUCCAAGUGGAAAGCCAAGAAGGAAAGGGAUCACAGGCUGGUCCUUCAGACGUGGCAGCUUCAUUCUUUCCUGGGAGAUGCCCACUUCUACAAUACUUGCAUGGAUGGAGUGUAUCUGGAUGAGAAAGGGGACCUCGCUGCCAAAUUUGAUAGCGUGAAUUGGGUGCCCUUUCCCAAUCAGUCUUUUGGGGCAGUGAAGUUUGGGAGGAUAGAUAGACCAUGGGGGUCGCAGGAUCUGGAAUUCAUCCUUGACCAGGAGGCCACAAAUUGGUCCCAGCGGUUUAACCAGUCCCUUCCUCGCUCCAGGUGUACCGAAAGCUGUCGCCCCGGCCAAGCCAAGGUGGUCCUAGAAGGAAGGCCUCUUUGCUGCUAUGGGUGUGUCUUGUGUGCAGAAGGCUCCAUCUCCACUCAGGAAGAUGCCGAGCAGUGCAGAAGGUGUCCAGCAGAUCACCAUCCAAAUAAGGAGCAAGACAAAUGCAUCCCCAAGGAGGUCACCUUCCUGUCAUACCAAGAAGACUUGGGGAUGAUCCUGGCUUCCUUUGCCCUCAUCAUGUCUUUGGUCACAGCCUUGGUCUUAGCAAUCUUCAUCAGAUUCUUAGAAACUCCCAUAGCCAAGGCCAACAACCGGGACCUCUCCUACAUCCUCCUGGUCUCUCUGCUGCUUUCCUUCUUGACCUCCCUUCUCUUUAUUGGCUGUCCAAGACCGGCCACCUGCCUGCUCCGACAAACCGCCUUCAGCAUCAUCUUCUCCAUUGCCGUCUCUUCUGUCUUGGCCAAAACAAUCACAGUGGUGCUGGCUUUCCUGGCCACGAAUCCUGGGAACACCAUGAGGAGAUGGCUGGGAAAAACUCUGGCCAACUCCAUUGUCCUUUCUUGCUCCGGUCUCCAAGUUGUCAUGUGUAUCAUCUGGCUGGGAGUUUCCCCCCCAUUCCCUGAAUCUGACCUGCACUCCCAGCCAGAGAAGAUUGUCUGGCAGUGCAAUGAAGGCUCUGUGGCCAUGUUUUAUGGUGUCCUUGGCUACAUGGGCUUCCUAGCUGCCAUCUGCUUCAUGGUGGCUUUCCUGGCCAGGAACCUGCCCGGGGCCUUCAACGAAGCCAAGCUGAUCACCUUCAGCAUGCUGGUCUUCUGCAGCGUCUGGGUCUCCUUUGUGCCCACCUACCUGAGCACCAAGGGGAAGUACAUGGUGGCCGUGCAGGUCUUCUCCAUCUUGGCCUCCAGUGCUGGCCUGCUGGGCUGCAUCUUCAUCCCCAAGUGCUACAUAAUAUUGUUACGACCUGAUCUGAAUACAAAGGAGCACUUAACGACACAAACUAGAGAUAGUUUGAACAGGAAUGCAAAAGACUCCUACCAUUCUCAUAACCCUCUGAAAAGUCAUUUGUCACAGUCGGAUUCCCUCUAG
Molecule: messenger RNA, 2541 nt
Organism: Candoia aspera
Lineage: Eukaryota; Metazoa; Chordata; Lepidosauria; Squamata; Candoiidae
Product: vomeronasal type-2 receptor 26-like
Exons: 7
Coding region: 1-2541 (846 amino acids)
Biological process (GO): G protein-coupled receptor signaling pathway
Cellular component (GO): plasma membrane
Molecular function (GO): G protein-coupled receptor activity
Source: RefSeq, a predicted model, not a curated record